AUGGAAAUCAGUCCUUCGGGCAUGGACAGCACUCUUUUAGCAGUUCCUAUUGAGGGAAAUGAUCUAAUGGACGCAUUAUUCCCUACUCUCCCCCUUAAUCCAGCGGACAUGGACACCACUCUCUCAACAUUUCCUAUCGAGGAAAAUGAUCUAAUGGAUGCAUCACUUCCUACUCUCACCAUUGAUCCAGCGGACAUGGACCUUGAUACCAUGACUUUUACAUUCGAUGAUGAGGAAUCCGCCAACAUUUGGGCCUCCCGCGACCAGCUUCAGGAUCUCCCAACACUCGACACUGGGCUUCAAGAAAACAAUGUUGCUGAAGCGCCAACAACCGUUGAGCCGCUUGCAACUCUAAUUUCGGAUGAGCACUCGUUUGGCAGCACUACUUGCCCUGACUUGUCAAAUGAUUCGACCUCGGAGAGAGAAGACUCCGUGUCAAGUCAGUACACCCCACCAACUCCUGUCAGUAAAUCGCCUUCUCUCGAGCGGGCUCUUAUCAUGCCACCAGCACCAGCGGGCGUGACUAGCGAGGCUCAACAUCAAAUACCUCGAGAUCCGACUGCAGAAGAGAUAGAGCUCAUAGCCCAACAUCUCCAAAACGAAUCGAUCAGCCUCAAUCAGCAUCCAAGCACUCCAAAUCCGCCUCUUGCGCAUAUCAUUAUGGAGAUACGUCCGGGGGGAGGAUACCCUCGUCAAGUCCCGAUAUAUUACCCGAUGCAUUAUCAUGAACAUACGGCAAUGCCUGGCCCUCAACUUGGUCAAUUCUAUCAGGUCUUUCCACCUUUGGGGCACCCUAUUCCCCCGACAUACCCGAUGCCACCAACAUACCCGAUGCCACCUCGAGCUAUACAACCUCCUCCAGUCUCAAACAAACGAACUUUCGAGUUUGUUGAGCCCGAGGUACCUGAAAAUUUUGUGGCCAAUCCUAAUAAUCAUGGCCGCUGGCAAUACGACCGACACGGCAACCGGCACUACCUCAAUGCCUCAAAGACGAAAAGGGCUCGUACAAAUUGA
Penicillium subrubescens is the source of this 1014-nucleotide messenger RNA. RefSeq lists its product as uncharacterized. NCBI's taxonomy places the organism in Eukaryota, Fungi, Ascomycota, Eurotiomycetes, Eurotiales, Aspergillaceae. The coding region runs from base 1 to 1014 and encodes 337 amino acids. The record is from RefSeq and is a predicted model, not a curated record. The transcript has a single exon.